AUGGCUACGGACGCAAUGACUCGCCCCAUCUCGUGCCUGUGCGGUGAUGCGGCGCAAGACGUUUUGCUUGACUCGGCUUCUGACCUGUCGACACUUAAUCUAUGCCACUGCAUCGACUGUCGGGCCAUUACGGGCAUGCUGUAUUCCUCUUACUAUUUCCUGCAGACUCCCGGCCCGAACUUGGAUCGUCUUCAAAAAUACCAGCAGUCGGAGUGUAUCAGCCGCUAUUUCUGUAGAACCUGUGGAGCUCAUGUGUUCGCCCAGCUAGAAGCCACUGGCAAAAAUUUGGUCGCAGCCGGGGUACUAUUGGAGAAACCCCCACCGGUUAGGGUCAUACAGCAUUGGAAAGCUGAAGAUACCCGUGAUGGCGGCUUGAGCUCUUUUCUGCCCGGAGACGCCAAAGAAACAACCUCAGCGUGCUGGUUAGACGCCGAGCAGAAUAUCUGUAACGGACGCGCCGAGGAAAACCGCAAGCUUGAGGAACAAGGUCAUGGCUUUCACCGGCUGCAGGCUCGAUGUCACUGUGGGGGCAUUGAAUUCUACAUUACACCGCCAGACUCGGACUCCGCCAAGCCAUGGUCCCCUUGGCCAGAUUUGAUUGUUCCCUACCAUUUGGCAUCCCCGGAGAAUAUCGAAGACGUCAAGUGGUGGCUGCGAGAUGGAAAUACCAAAUAUCUGGUUGGGACCUGCGCCUGUCGAUCAUGUCGUCUGGCCAGUGGGUUUUCCAUCCAGUCGUGGGCUUUCAUUCCCAGAUCAAACAUCAUCUUCGGCGACGGAAAGUCCCUAGUCUAUGGCUUGGGGACAAUGCAGCAAUAUGAAAGUCGCCCCGGCGUCUACCGGGAAUUCUGCAGUCGCUGUGGCGCAACUGUGUUCUGGCACUGUCAACAAAGGCCGGGCGUCGUAGAUGUGAGCACAGGUCUUCUCCGAGCCAGAAGCGGUGGCAGAGCUGAAGAAUGGUUAGAAUGGGCAACUGAGCGAGUGAGUUUCAAAGAAAUGGCCUUGGAUCAGGAGUUUAUUGAACGAUUGGAAGCUGGAUUGGAAAACUGGGGUGAAAGCAAGAAAAGACCUAAUACUUGA
This is a messenger RNA of Aspergillus viridinutans, 1077 nucleotides long. Its product is annotated as GFA family protein. The transcript has a single exon. Lineage: Eukaryota; Fungi; Ascomycota; Eurotiomycetes; Eurotiales; Aspergillaceae. The record is from RefSeq and is a predicted model, not a curated record. Gene Ontology annotation, molecular function: carbon-sulfur lyase activity. Bases 1 to 1077 code for a protein of 358 amino acids.